ACCGGCCCAACGACUCUCGGGCAGCGCAGGGACGCGCCGCCGCGCCCGCCCCUGGACCCCCGGGGCUCGACGACACGAGGUCUCCACUCCAGGGCAGGGACCACACUCUUUUAAGGCCCUUCUCCCUGCCGCCUUUGAUCAGCCUCACCAGGACCGCAGCAGGGCCUCUGGGAGAGAGAACCGAUAGGCUUCCUCAGCCUCAGCACUGGGGACAGCGCCUUAAUAGAGUCAAGGGUUGCCUUCUACUCCAGCUUCAUCGAGCGGAAGGGGCUGAGAAGGAUACCCGAGCCCAGCCUGCCAUCUUCCCUGGCCCCAAGGUGGCAUGAACUAGCGAUUGUAAGCAACCAGCGCUGAUGCCCGGCCCCCAGGGGGGCACAGGAGCCCCCACUAUGAGCCUGGGCAAGCUGUCUCCUGUGGGAUGGGUGUCCAGUUCCCAUGGAAAGAGACGCCUGACAGCAGACAUGAUCAGCCCCCCACUUGGGGACUUCCGCCACACCAUGCACGUGGGCCGUGGUGGGGACGUCUUUGGCGACACCUCCUUCCUCAGCAACCAUGGAGGCCGCUCUGGAAACACCCACCGAUCACCCCGAAGUUUCCUGGCCAGGAAGCUCCAGCAGGUGCGCCGAGUUGGGGUGCCACCUCGAAGGAUGGCUUCCCCGGCUGCACAGUCACCCGCUCCACCCCCCAUCUCACCCAUCAUCAAGAAUGCCAUCUCCCUGCCCCAGCUCAACCAGGCCACCUAUGACAGCCUGGUGGUGGGCAAGCUCAGCUUUGACAGCGCUCCAGCUAGCUCCACGGAUGGCCACUCGGGUUAUGGCCUAGAGUCUGGAUUCUGCACCAUCUCACGCCUGCCACGCGUGGAAAAGCACGGCAACCGUGAACGUGAACGUGAACGUGACCCAGACCAUUCUCAAGACCAAGAGCAAAGUUCUUUCCCCUCCGAGCCUAACCCUAACCCAGAGCUUCGACGCUCUGACUCUCUUUUGUCCUUCCGUCUUGACCUUGAUCUUGGGCCUUCACUCCUCAGUGAGCUGCUGGGGGUCAUGAGCCUUUCAGAAGCCCCAGCAGCUGAGACCCCAGCCCCUGCUGCCAACCCCCCUGCCCCUGCACCAAACCCUGCCCCUACUGCAAAACCCCCAGCCCAUGCGAUAACCACUGUAGACGCUGUGACAAGCCUUCCAGCCCCUGCUGUGACAAGCCUCCCAGCCCCUGCUGUGACAAGCCUUCCACCUCCUGCUCUGACAAGCCUUCCAGCCCCUGCAGCAAGCUCCCCAUCCUGUGGACAUUUCCCCAAUGGGGUAUCUGCUAUGUUGGGCCCUGUGCCUGAGGUAAAGCCCAGUCCUGUAGGAGAGGGUUCCCAGGUACCCUCCAACAUGGCCUUUGACAGGCGUGGAGCCAGCUGGGGGGCCAACCGGGCCAGCCGCCACUACACUGAGAUGGAUGCUCGGCGGGAGCUGGCAGGGGUGUUACCCCAAGUCCAUGGCUCUUGGGAAAGUCUGAAUGAAGAGUGGAGUGCCUCUCCUGCCAGCGGCAGGGCUCCUGUGCCCAGAGCUCCUGUGCCCAGCACGGUGCAGGCCAAUGCCUUUGAGUUUGCUGAUGCUGAGGAAGAUGACGAGGUGAAGGUGUGAGGGACAGGCCAUGGCUCCAGGUCCUGCCAGCUCUGGGCUCACAGGACAGAGGGCCUGAGUUCAUUUGCCUAACAACUACACCUAGAGACAUGGUCAGCUGCCCAACAGGAGUUGCCCCAAAUCCUUCUUGGUCUAUGCAAGGCUGGCAUGGGUAAGGGGAGGGUCCCUGAUGGCCUGACCCAGCUCCCUCCACUGCCCCUAGGCCCACUAGCCCUUCAGUUCUAACCUAUGCCACCCCCUGUGGCCUGACAGUAUGGCCUUUGUGCCCCAGGCUGCUGCCCUGGUGGGGUAGGGGGUGGGGCAAGCACCACACAGGACCAUUGUCUGUGAGUGGGACUGCCUGCCCCUGCUCAUUGAGAGCCACAGCAGGACUCCACUAUGUUCUCAGUAGCCCGGGUCCAGGCUCCUCCUCAGAUCCUACAGAAAAGUCAAGUGUGACUUCGCAGUAGAUUCUGUCUUCUGUCUACCCUAGACCUGCCUCCCAAGUCUGAUUGUAAAAGCUUUUCUGUUAAGAUCUGUCUGCCCAAGGAGGCAGGCCUCGGGCCCUGCUGAGGUGUGCUUUCUCCUUCUGGGAGUUUGGAAAGUUGAGGACUCCCCCUUCUAGUGUGCCCCCCCCAAGCUAGGAGAGGGGGGCCAGAUGAGGUAAUGAGUAACCAGCCUGGAAUGUUCAACGAUAAGAAGCCCAGGUGGGACCCUUAUCUGCAGUUUCUGGAACACCCUGGCCCCAGGUGCCAGGAACCAUUAUCUGCCCCAUAAUCCCAUGGGGCAGCUUGGCAGGUGCUCAGAUCAACAGGAGGGACACAGGUUCCCAUACACAGGGUGGCACGGGAGCACCCCCCGUCCUCUCUUCUCAGCAGUACUAUACCCCGUGCCUCAGUUUCCUCCCCUGUACCAAAGACGGGGGAGCAUUAACAUGCAUGGAAAGUGCUAACAGUUCUCGCUGUGGAAAUAAUAAAUGGAUUCUUUUAUUUGACCUUGA
This is a messenger RNA of Grammomys surdaster, 2607 nucleotides long. It is a transcript of the gene Cdc42ep1, whose product is annotated as CDC42 effector protein 1. The coding region runs from base 354 to 1628 and encodes 424 amino acids. NCBI's taxonomy places the organism in Eukaryota, Metazoa, Chordata, Mammalia, Rodentia, Muridae. The transcript has 3 exons. The record is from RefSeq and is a predicted model, not a curated record.